AUGCUCGCGAUCCGUCCAUCUAAUCAACCUUCCUCGAAAUCCUCGAAAAAAUACACACCCAAUCUCAUCCCAUGUCGCAUAAAUCACACGGCCCCAAUUAAGAUCGAAAAGAGAUAUUGGGACCCAAAAAUUACAAAGAAUCAAAGGGGAAAGGAAGAAUUAGUGUCAUAUUUCAGAGGCAGAAGAUUGAUUGGCAGGAAGGUAAAGGUUCCGGAAGGAUGGAGGGGGGUUGUUUUGAGAGUGGGCGAAGAAACUAUGCCACGAGAAUCGACUGCUGAUGAUGAGAGACGAGAAGACGAGGAGGACGAGGAUGCACUGGCAGAAAAGGAAGUCGAAACGAAGAUAGUUGAUGAAGAAGGCGCUUUUGACGACUUGACGGUAUGGGGGCAUGAGUGUUUGGUUGAUGCGAGUGGUGAUAUGGUCGUCAGAGGAAUAGAGGAAUGGAUGGCAUGGGCGAGUGCAAUCCACAGCUGCGAGGACGAGAUCAGCAAGGAAGUCGAAAAGUCGAAUCAAUAA
Molecule: messenger RNA, 516 nt
Organism: Botrytis byssoidea
Lineage: Eukaryota; Fungi; Ascomycota; Leotiomycetes; Helotiales; Sclerotiniaceae
Exons: 2
Coding region: 1-516 (171 amino acids)
Biological process (GO): RNA catabolic process
Cellular component (GO): ribonuclease H2 complex
Source: RefSeq, a predicted model, not a curated record